Messenger RNA from Umbelopsis ramanniana AG, 867 nucleotides. RefSeq lists its product as uncharacterized. The coding region runs from base 28 to 768 and encodes 246 amino acids. The transcript has 5 exons. The record is from RefSeq and is a predicted model, not a curated record. Gene Ontology annotation, molecular function: phosphatase activity. NCBI's taxonomy places the organism in Eukaryota, Fungi, Mucoromycota, Umbelopsidomycetes, Umbelopsidales, Umbelopsidaceae.
GUUUCAAUCUCUGUUGCCCAAAUCAUUAUGCCAAGAAUCACUCAUUGUAUCUUUGACAUGGACGGUCUGCUCCUAAACACGGAGCAAGUCUAUUCGGAAGUUACUCAGGAAGUACUUGACAAGUACGCACCUGGACAACAGUUUACCUGGGAUUUCAAGAGCAAAUUGAUGGGAAGAAUUGGACAUGAAUCUGCAGCCAUGAUCGUCGAACACUUCAAGCUCCCAAUGACGCCCGACGAAUACCUCGAAAUUUCGUCCGUUAUACAGGAGAGGAAAUUUCCCUACUGCAAGCCCCUUCCUGGUGUCGAGAAACUGAUUCAGCACCUUCAUGGCCACAAGAUACCCAUUGCAGUUGCUACUUCAUCUACGCGCUCUAAAUUCGAGGCUAAGACCAGCUCAUGCAGAGACAUGUUCAAGCUGUUUGAUUACAUUAUUUGUGGCGACGAUGCUGAUAUCAAGCGUGGCAAGCCUGCUCCUGACAUUUUCUUGGCUGCCCAACGCCACCUCGGCAAUCCUCCUGCAGAAAAUUGUCUUGUAUUUGAAGAUGCCAUCAAUGGCAUCGAAGCUGGUCUUGCAGCCAAUAUGCAUGUCGUUUGGAUCCCUGAUGUCAAUUUGUUGGAGCUGAAUGGAAAGGAUAAUACUCAUGGUGCUUCCCAAGUGUUGGAAUCUAUGGCUCAUUUUGAUCCCGAGCAUUUUGCUUUACCUGCUUACAAAGGCUCGGAUUCUUCCAAGCCUACUGAGGUCAUUACCGAGAAAGACUUCCAGUGAUGUUCUGUAUUGUGAUAAUAGGCUGGCAAAUAUCUCUUAAUGUUAUUUUCAUUUCUAUUAAAUAAACUAGAAGCAGCAAUUGCUUUUCAGUAUGGAAAA